AUGUUUGUUUUCAGAGUAAGAACUGCUGUUGAAAGCAUUGAGGCCCAAUGUGCUAAAUAUGCCAAAUGCCCUCCAUGCAAAAAUCCUCUCGAAGCAUACUCAACCUGCAAUAACGAGUGUCUGAACGGAUGUUAUGAAGGCGAAGCUCCUUCUUGUCCAUCCGUUUGUGAAGAGGGAUGUUUCUGUAAACUCGGUUACAAGCGUUACAAGGACGAAUGUGUACCCGAAGAUAAAUGUGUGAUUGCCCAUACUUGCUCGAAACCUAAUGAAGCAUUCACCGAUUGUGGAAAUAGAUGCAUAGAAAAGUGCGGCAAUCGUGUUUGUACAAAAGAAUGUCAAGCAGGCUGUUUCUGCAUAGAUGGUUACAAGCGAAACUCCGCCGGAGAUUGUGUUCCAGAGGAAAAAUGUUGCGCUAAUCCCUCUUGCAAUGAUCCUAAUGAAGAAUAUACAACUUGUGGAAAUAACUGUGGCGAAUCUUGUAACACUCCUGAUGGUUGGAUGUGCCCAGCUGUUUGUAAAACGGGAUGUUUCUGUCGCAAAGGUUACAAACGUCAUCCCAUAACUGGUCAAUGCAUUCCCGAAAAAGAGUGUCCGAUUGUUUGCGAAAAUCCAAAUGAAGAAUAUUAUUGCGGAAAUAAGUGCCAAGAAAUUUGCGGAGAUGAUGAUCGUGUUUGUACAGAUGAUUGUCAAUUAGGCUGUUUUUGUCGCAAAGGUUUUAAACGUGAUCCCGUGACUGGUCAAUGCAUUUGCGAAAAAGAGUGCCCCAGUGCCUGUAAAGAUCCAAAUGAAGUGUACACAAAUUGCGGAAAUAGAUGCCAAGAAAAGUGCGGCGAUGACGAUCGAGUUUGUACAGAAGAAUGUCAAAUAGGCUGUUUUUGUAAAAAAGGUUUCUAUCGAAAUUAUGCUGGAAUUUGCGUUCCAAAGGAAAAUUGUACAUCUUGCAAAGAUCCUAAUGAAGAAUACACAGAUUGUGGAACUGGCUGCGGCGAAGCUUGUGGCUACGAAAAUGUGUGGUGUAAAGAACGUUGUCGAGAGGGCUGUUUCUGUCGCAAAGGUUACAAACGUCAUCCUAUAACUGGUCAAUGCGUUCCCGAAAAAGAAUGCCCUAAAGAUUCAACUUGCUGUAAAGAUCCAAAUGAAGAAUGGAACGAAAAUGGUGAUCGUUGCUCCGAACCAUGUGAUCGUGAAGUGCUUGACUGCGCUCCCCAAGAAGCUCCCGGUUGUUAUUGCAAAAAAGGUUAUUUGAGAGAUCAAGUAUUGGGAAUCUGCGUUCCUCAAGAACAGUGUCCUUUGAUUGGCGAUAAUUUGCACUGUGAUGAGACUACAGAAGAAUACAGAUGCGGAAAUAGAUGUUGGGACUACUGUGAGGAUGGAGCAAUUAGAGAUUGUCUUAUGGAUUGUCGAUAUGGCUGUCACUGCAAAGAAGGAUACAAGUAUGAUCCUCAAAAGAAAAAAUGCGUCAAGAAAGAGGAAUGUCCUUAUUGUAAGUCAUGGCAUUUAUAA
This is a messenger RNA of Culicoides brevitarsis, 1503 nucleotides long. Its product is annotated as zonadhesin-like. Lineage: Eukaryota; Metazoa; Arthropoda; Insecta; Diptera; Ceratopogonidae. The transcript has 2 exons. The record is from RefSeq and is a predicted model, not a curated record. Bases 1 to 1503 code for a protein of 500 amino acids.